Anisakis simplex (herring worm) is the source of this 210-nucleotide messenger RNA. NCBI's taxonomy places the organism in Eukaryota, Metazoa, Nematoda, Chromadorea, Rhabditida, Anisakidae. The record is from the annotation of a GenBank genome assembly.
UGCUUCAACGUGAUGCAUUUAUCGUAUUCAUUCGACUCAUCCGCAUUAUUAUUAACACUGCUCGCGUUAGUAUCGCUCGACAUCGUGCCAACCACAUCGUUUCGUGUGCAGUCCGUUGGUGUUCGUGGUUAUCUGAAAUGUGGACAAGAACCACUGAACGGAACCGUUGUGAAAUUAUGGGAUGAAGAUGCUGGUUCGAUUUCAAUUUGA